Messenger RNA from Suillus subalutaceus, 816 nucleotides. RefSeq lists its product as uncharacterized. The record is from RefSeq and is a predicted model, not a curated record. NCBI's taxonomy places the organism in Eukaryota, Fungi, Basidiomycota, Agaricomycetes, Boletales, Suillaceae. The transcript has 6 exons. Bases 1 to 816 code for a protein of 271 amino acids.
AUGUCCGAGUAUUUUGGAUAUAAGGGCGCUGGCGUGAGAGGUCAAGUCAAACAUAGCAGCUUCGGAGGACCUCCAAGACUUUGGCGACAAUCUGCUUCGAAUUACGAAGUAGAGGGCACCGGCGUACCAAGGAGUCGAGUGAAACGUAAGCAGCUUCGGAGACCUCCAAGACUUUGGCGACAUCUGCUUCGAAUUACGAAGCAGAGUUUUGGAUAUAAGGGCGCUGGCGUGAGAGGUUCAAGUCAGAUGUGGAACCUUGGGAGACUUCCAGACUUUGGCGACAUCUGCUUUCGAAUUACGAAGCAGAGAUGUGGAACCUUGGGAGACUUCCAAGACUUUGGCGACAUCUGCUUCGAAUUACGAAGCAGAGUGACUACGGAGACGUUGGCCACAUGCAUCUGCUUCGAAUUACGGAGCAAAGGGUGGUACUUGACGAACGUCGGAGUGUUUAGGAUAGAAGAGCAGUGCCGUGGGAGGUCCAAGUCAAACGCGGUAGCUGUUUACUUUGGCGACUUCGAAGACGUUGGCAACAUCCGCUUCGAAUUACGGAGCAAAGAUGUAUGUUUGUACUUGAGGGAGGUUGGAGCGUUUGGGAUAGAAGGGCACUGGCGUGGGAGGUUCGAGUCCACUGUGGCACCUUGGGAGACCGGACUGGUGACUUUGGCAGCUUUAGCGACUUCUGAGACUUUAGACAUUAAGCUUAGAGACUGCAGAGACGUUGGCCACAAGCAUCUGCUUCGAAUUACGAAGCAAAGGGUCGUGCCUGACGAACAUCAGAGUGUUUUGAAUAGAAGAGCAUGGAUGGAAGAGCACUAG